AUGGGUCUGUUCAUGAGUUUCAUGGGAAAAGGGUUGCCUACAACCCAGAUGCUGAGCCUGGUGAUGGGAACACUUCACAGACAGUUCAUAGAAAAAGAUAUCAAGAGCUUCGACGAAUUCCACAUUGCAAUUCUUGAUAUCUUCAGCACUGUCAACUCAGCACUACCUGGAAAACACUAUGAUGUUCCUUCGCCAAAGGAAGUCGAGUGGAAAGCUGCCAAUGAGCCGGAAAAGAAGAGAAUUUUCAUCGACUUCAUGAAGAAAAAGGUGAAUCUAAGCAAAUUAGACGAUUCUACCCUUGUCACCGGAAUAGUCACUCCUCCGGCAGCCAUGGCCGCCAAGAGAGCCGGCGAGAGCCUGCCACAGCUCAAGCUGAUCAAAGCAAUCCCGGACGUUAUUUUUGUGCCCUCGGCCACAAUAAUGGCUCUUGUUUCUGUAAAAUUGUCUAGGAAGUUGUUUAUUGGUAAUAUAGCAUCAUCAUGA
Molecule: messenger RNA, 483 nt
Organism: Striga hermonthica
Lineage: Eukaryota; Viridiplantae; Streptophyta; Magnoliopsida; Lamiales; Orobanchaceae
Source: the annotation of a GenBank genome assembly